Messenger RNA from Mycotypha africana, 3525 nucleotides. Its product is annotated as P-loop containing nucleoside triphosphate hydrolase protein. Gene Ontology annotation, molecular function: ATP binding; RNA binding. The record is from RefSeq and is a predicted model, not a curated record. Lineage: Eukaryota; Fungi; Mucoromycota; Mucoromycetes; Mucorales; Mycotyphaceae. Gene Ontology annotation, biological process: maturation of SSU-rRNA from tricistronic rRNA transcript (SSU-rRNA, 5.8S rRNA, LSU-rRNA). Gene Ontology annotation, cellular component: intracellular anatomical structure; nucleolus. The transcript has 13 exons. Bases 1 to 3525 code for a protein of 1174 amino acids.
AUGGGCAAAUCAAGACCUAGAUAUAAUGAGAAAGCUCGUGCCUCCUCGAAGAAACCUACACAAAAGCCUCACCCUAAAGCAAGAGACGGAGGUUUAGAUGUUCAAGCUUUCGACUCUGAAGCUACAGCAUCCUCAACUACUUCAAAGCAGGAAAUUAAAGAUACAAAUGAGUUGAUGCUUAUUCCCGGCCAAAAGAAAGAAGGCGAGGACGAAGCAACCAAGUCAAGAAAGACGCCCUCUUUCAAACAGCCCGAGAAAUAUAUGUCAAAGAAAAAGAAAAAGAAACUUGAAAAAUACAUUGAACAAAAACUGAAAAAAGAUGCUCGUGCUGGCCUAUUGGAAAAACUCUCUACAUCAUCCUGGUCUUCAGAUUUAUUGAAAUCUUCUAAAUUGAUUGGUCGUUCUGGCCAAACAUUGAGAGAACAACUUCACCAAGCAAUGCUGGAACAAAAAGCUGGACUGACACCAGAUGAAAAUAUACCGUUGGUUAUCGAAAAGGAAGUCCAGGAACCAGUGGUAGUAAUGGAUGUAGAUGUCGAACAGCAGCAACAACAACAGCCAGAACAGCCACAACAAGCAGAAAUUAAACCGGUGAUGGGAAGCGCAUUAAAAGGAGCCUUACCGAGUAUGAAAAGAAAAAGAAAGAAGAAGCAUAGUACCAUUCCGGCUAUAGCAAGAAAACGAUAUAAACAAAGAACAGGUCAGGAUUCAGACGACUCAUUUGAUAGCUCUGAUUCAGAAUAUGAUGAAAAAGAAAUUGAAGAACCAACAAUCGACGAGAAGGAAUCGAAUGAUAACGACGAGGACGACACCAAUGAAGCCGACGACCAGCCUCAAGAACCAACCCAUCUUGAACAAGUAACAGAAGCUGCCAAAAAUAUAGUAACACCAGUUCCUAAGCGUCAAGAAGACGAGGACGACGAACUUAAAAUACAACUCUUAAAGAGUCAUCGUGAAGGCGAUUUAGCAGAUGAUACAGCAAAGCCGUUUUAUGUUACGGUUAAUCGUAAACCAGAAAUUCAAGAAGCUCGUUCCAAGCUACCAGUUGUUGGAGAGGAACAAGUGAUUAUGGAAGCCAUUCGAAAUAAUACUGUAGUGAUUAUUUGCGGUGAGACAGGUUCUGGUAAGACGACUCAGGUACCUCAGUUCCUGUAUGAGGCUGGCUGGUCGCACCGAGAUAGCGACAAUCCUGGAAUGAUUGGUGUCACUCAACCUCGUCGUGUGGCCACUGUUAGUAUGGCUAAACGUGUUGCAGAAGAAUUGAAUUUGUCGGAUAAAGAAGUUUCGUACCAAAUUCGUUAUGACGCAACUGUUUCUGAUAAAACACGGGUCAAAUUCAUGACAGAUGGUGUACUGCUACGUGAAAUGUCCCAAGAUCUACUUCUGACCAAAUACUCUAUCAUUAUCAUUGAUGAAGCGCACGAACGUAAUCUCAAUACAGAUAUCCUUAUCGGUGUUGUUAGUCGUGUGCUUAAAUUGAGAGCUGAAUUAAGCCGCGAAGACCGUGAAAAAAUCAAGCCUUUGCGUGUCGUGAUCAUGUCUGCUACUUUGCGUGUUUCUGAUUUUACUGAAAACAAAGUCCUGUUUCCGAAAGUGCCUCCCGUUAUCAAUGUGAAUGCACGUCAAUACCCCGUUUCUAUUCAUUUUAAUAAGCGAACUCCCGAGGACCACGUAGCUGAAGCAUUCAAAAAAAUUACCAAAAUUCACGAACGGUUACCGCAUGGCGGCAUUUUAGUUUUCUUGACAGGUCAAAACGAAAUCAAUCAUUUGUGCAAAAAAUUACGAAAGAGAUACCCUGCUUUGCCUCCUAAAGCAACCAAGAAACAAGUAACUGAAGAGAAAAAAGCAAUUGAACUGGAAACAAAUCAUAUCAACACACCCACAGCAGGCAAAGAGGACAUUGAAAAAGAGGACCUUGAGUUUGGCGAAGAUCAAGUGGAAGAGGACUUUGAUAUUGAUACUGACACUGAAGAUGAAGAUGACAUAGCUGAAGGAUUUGAAGAUGACGAACUGGAUAAUGUUAAAGACGCUCCAUUGCAUGUUCUCCCAUUAUAUUCUAUGUUACCUACUGAAGCACAACUUCGUGUCUUUCAACCUCCUCCCGAAGGCACACGACUAUGUGUGGUCGCUACUAAUGUAGCAGAGACUUCUGUCACUAUUCCUGGUAUCCGUUAUGUAGUUGAUUCUGGUAAAGCCAAGGAACGUAAAUAUGAUGUAGCUACAGGUGUACAAUCUUUCGAAAUCGACUGGACUUCGCAGGCGUCUGCGGGUCAACGUGCAGGUCGUGCUGGUAGAACAGGGCCUGGUCAUUGUUAUCGACUCUUCUCCUCAGCCGUAUUUGACAAUGAAUUUCCCAAGUUUUCCACACCCGAAAUUCAUCGCAUGCCUAUUGAAGGCGUCGUAUUAAACAUGAAAUCCAUGAAUAUCGACAAUGUAGUCAACUUUCCUUUCCCCACACCACCCCCAAGGGACGUGUUGUAUAAGGCCGAAAAGCUUCUUGGAUAUUUGGGCGCUCUUGAUACAAAUACCAAGUGUAUUACAGACUUUGGUCGAACCAUGUCUAUAUUCCCUGUUUCGCCGCGCUUCGCCAAGAUGCUCAUCAUAGGUCAACAACAUGAAUGUUUACCCUAUGUGAUUGCUAUGGUAUCAGCCCUUACUGUAGGUGAUCCUUUUAUCCAGGACUAUCAUUUGGAUGAAAAUCAACCCGACAGUGACGAAGACGACGAUGAUGAUUUGCAACAUCAAGAGCUUAAAAACCUUAAAAGUCAAGAUGUUGCAGAGAAGGCGAGACGAAAAUUAGUGAGAAAGAAAUAUUAUUCUACUCAGUUGAAACAUGCUGGCUUGGAUCCGUCGAGCGAUAUUUUAAAGUUACUCAAUGCUGUGGGUGCUUACGAGUUUGCUGGUGCUACGGUUCAAUUCUGUGAAGAAAACUUCUUACGACCUAAGGCCAUGGAAGAAAUCCGUAAAUUACGCCGUCAACUCACAAAUCUGAUGCUAAGCAAUUUCCCAACUUUGGAUAUAUGUUUAGAUCCUAAAAUGAAACCGCCCAGUGCGACUCAAUUGAAGGUGUUAAGGCAAGUACUAACAGCAGGAUUCAUCGAUUCUGUAGCGAUACGUCAAGAUGUGUUGGAGACUGGAGGUGGCAAAGGCGUCAAAUAUAAAAAUUCACAAAACGUUGUAUACAAGCUGUUAUGGUCAGAUGAAGAGGCCUUCAUUCAUCCGAACUCUAUACUUUUUGCCCAUGAGCCACCUGCAAUGGUUGUCUAUAAUGAAUUGUUCAAAGGAUCCACGAAAACAUGGUUAAAGGGUGUCACAGCCGUUGAGGCCAAAUGGCUUGCUAAAAUUGGAAAAGAUCUUUGCUCUUUUGGCCGACCACUCGAAUUUCCUUUGCCAAAAUACAUUGACGAUAAACAACAGCGAAGAACGGUAUAUGUCGUUCCUAGUUUCGGUCCAAAGAGCUGGCCACUUCCUCCUAUUAAAGUCGAACAGAGAAGAGAAGGAACCCGUUGGGUUACAAUGAUGUAA